AUGUCGACGUCCACGCUGGAUAGAAUCGUCAAGGGCGCUCCGCCGCCCGACGUGUCUCUCGACCAGGUCGCACAGUCCGCCCGCCGCGAGAGCACCACCACCAAGUCGCAUUCACACACUCGCUCACGAGGGGACUCCAUCACCACGCCCCACCCACCUCCCACCUCCCAGUCCGAUCCUCUCAACAACCUGCCCUCAUCGCCUGAGCAGAUCAAGCUCAAUCUCCUCAUCCUCGAAUCUUCUCUCCGCGCCCAGUACCUCUGCCUCCAUGCCCGCUUACGCCUCUACCUCGUCUUGAUGACCGCCCUCGCCCUCUGGAUCUCGACCUUUACAUAUCUGCUCUUUCUCCGUCCGCGCGAAGAUGGCAAGGGUACCGGUGGCUCUCCCUACUGGGUUGUCGACAUUGCCGAACGCCUAGGCUGGGUUGGAGGCCUUGUGACUGCUGGUCUUGUCUGGGGAACUGGAAUGUGGGAUCGCGGCAUCCGCUGGCCGAGGAAGUGGGUCAACAUUACAAACAGAGGUCUACGAGGCUUCAACCUCAAACUUGUCGUCAUUCGUGGCCCUUGGUGGAAGGAAGCUCUUGGCUACCUCUUCUUCUUGGAUCCUUGGGGUUGGUGGGGUCACGUCAAAGGCAUGCGCUUCGAGUUUAUGCCAAAAGACAUUGAAAAAUCUGCACUUGAGAACAAGGACAAGGUCGGCCUAUGGGAGACUGGAGGCCGCCAUGGCUGGAUUGAAGAAGACGUUGCACCCGGUGGAGACGUCAUCAAGCUCCUCUUGCUACCAAAACCUUUCUCGCCCGACUUCCGAGAGGACUGGGAUACAUACAGACAUAAUUAUUGGGAGAAGGAAAACGAGAGACGCGCACAGCUGAGAGCUAUCAUCAAGACAAGAAGGAGGCAAUUGGCAAAACAAGAAGGUGGCUGGCUGUGGUGGACUGGCUGGAGGGGUUGGAAUCGUCUGCGACACCCGACAAGACCCAAUCACGAUCAAUUGAACAGGAUGCAACGCGAAGCUUUGCGCGAGAAGCAAAGUCUAUCUCAUAUGAGAGAGAAGAAGGCCAGGCCGAGCUCCAUCUUGCGAGAUAACAGCCACUCGCGUUCAAGUUCAAGGAGCUCAACCCCUNNGAAUCGCUUGGUCGUCGGUCUGAGGAGAAGCUACGCAGAAUGA
Molecule: messenger RNA, 1167 nt
Organism: Aureobasidium vineae
Lineage: Eukaryota; Fungi; Ascomycota; Dothideomycetes; Dothideales; Saccotheciaceae
Source: the annotation of a GenBank genome assembly